Lachancea dasiensis is the source of this 450-nucleotide messenger RNA. The record is from the annotation of a GenBank genome assembly. Lineage: Eukaryota; Fungi; Ascomycota; Saccharomycetes; Saccharomycetales; Saccharomycetaceae.
AUGUCUCUUCCUUCUUCGUUUAAUCCAGAAACUGCUCAAAAUUUAGAGGACAUGGAGAAACAGUUCGCUGUUGUCGCCGUGGAGCAAGCUGAAACCUACUGGAACCUUAUAACAAAAGUUGCGGGCUCCAAACUACGUUUAACCAAAUACGACGAUGAAAUCUACGAGAAAUUUCAGGAACACUUCCCGGAAUACAAAGAUCUGCAACGUCUAGGCAAGUUUACCGAGGACGAGCUAAAAACCAAAGAAGCUAAGGAGAGAUGGAGAAAUUUCAUCAAGCUAUUCGAAGAAAAAGUUGCCGAUUUCAACUUCGGCACCCUCCUGAGAACAGACGCCUCUGCCGAGUACGGCCAGUUCACUGCCUGCUUUGUGGUCAGAUUACAAUUCUACGCUUUUGAAAUUGCUAGAAAUAAAAACAAGUUAAACGACUGGGCUGUCGGCCACCAGUGA